Molecule: messenger RNA, 623 nt
Organism: Melozone crissalis (California towhee)
Lineage: Eukaryota; Metazoa; Chordata; Aves; Passeriformes; Passerellidae
Gene: PHLDA1
Product: pleckstrin homology like domain family A member 1
Exons: 2
Coding region: 135-584 (149 amino acids)
Biological process (GO): positive regulation of apoptotic process
Cellular component (GO): nucleus
Molecular function (GO): phosphatidylinositol phosphate binding
Source: RefSeq, a predicted model, not a curated record
UCCGCUUCCUGCGGGCCGGAGCGCUCCCGGCCCUCCGCCUCGGAGCCGGCGCCCGGCGGAGAGUGUUCGGCUGGUGCCGCCUGCACCCCGAGCCCAGCCCCUGCGGGCGGAGGCCGUCGAACCCUUCCAGAAGGAUGCUGGAGAGCGGCUGUAAGGCGGUGAAGGAGGGCAUGCUGGAGAAGAGGAGCGACGGGCUGCUGCAGCUCUGGAAGAAGAAGCGCUGUAUCCUCACCGAGGAGGGGCUGCUCCUCAUCCCCCCCAAGCACCCCCCGCCGCCGCAGCAGCAGCAGCAGCCGGCCGAGCCGGCGGCCAAGAUCAAGGAGCUUCACUUCUCCAACAUGAAGACGGUGGACUGCGUGGAGCGGAAGGGCAAGUACGUGUACUUCACGGUGGUGAUGGCCGAGGGGAAGGAGAUCGACUUUCGGUGCGCACAGGAGCAGGGCUGGAACGCGGCGAUCACGCUGCAGAUGGUGCAGUACAAGAACCGCCAGGCCAUCCUGGCCGUGCGCUCCACCCGGCAGAAGCAGCAGCACCUGGCGGCGCCCCACGGGUCGCGGCUCCGCGGCGCCUCCAACUCUGCCUAGCGCAGGUCACGGUCACGGAGCGCUGCCGAGGAGAGGGAC